Striga hermonthica is the source of this 501-nucleotide messenger RNA. Lineage: Eukaryota; Viridiplantae; Streptophyta; Magnoliopsida; Lamiales; Orobanchaceae. The record is from the annotation of a GenBank genome assembly.
GUUAUAUUCGUUGAUGCAGACCAAAUUGUGCAUGCAAACAUGGGAGAACUUUAUGACAUGAAUUUAGGUGGACGGCCGCUUGCGUAUACUUCAUUCUGUGACAAUAACAAAGAUAUGGAUGGCUAUCGCUUCUGGAACCAAGGAUUUUGGAAGGAUCAUUUGCGAGGAAAACCAUAUCAUAUUAGUGCUUUAUAUGUGGUUGAUCUUGUCAAAUUUCGGGAAACAGCAGCUGGAGACCAAUUGAGAGUAGUUUACGAAACUCUAAGCAAAGAUCCAAAUAGUCUUUCUAAUCUUGAUCAGGAUCUUCCAAACUAUGCUCAACACAUGGUGCCCAUAUUUUCCCUUCCACAAGAGUGGCUAUGGUGCGAGUCUUGGUGUGGUAAUGCCACCAAAUCCAAGGCAAAAACCAUUUACCUUUGCAACAAUCCCAUGGCAAAAGAGCCCAAGCUUCAGGUUCCUCAAAUGGAGUCUGAUGUCUUGAAUUACCUCUAUUCGAAAUGA